Molecule: messenger RNA, 5129 nt
Organism: Platichthys flesus (European flounder)
Lineage: Eukaryota; Metazoa; Chordata; Actinopteri; Pleuronectiformes; Pleuronectidae
Gene: omgb
Product: oligodendrocyte myelin glycoprotein b
Exons: 3
Coding region: 2652-3968 (438 amino acids)
Biological process (GO): neuron projection regeneration
Molecular function (GO): protein binding
Source: RefSeq, a predicted model, not a curated record
UUUUAAUUUACUGCCGUUGUCUCACAGAUGGUUCACGCAUCGCUGAUCUCUCUCUGUACCCACAUCACAGCUUUGACAUAUUUGUUCACAUGACACCUUUCUCGUCUGGCAUCAAGAACAGGAUACCAACAUGAACGGCCUCCUCCUCCUGUUUUACUGCUUAGAAAUCCUGGCUGCACUUCUGUGUGGAGCUAAUGGCGAGAUUACACCUACUCUCUCUAACGCUCAAAGCAGCAUUUCAGCAUCCACAUCACCUGAUUUCAUCACCGCUGAAAUGUCUGAGGCCAGCAGCCUGAUGAACACCGAGACGUUCACAACUGUCUCCGCGCUCUCCAGCAGUCGCAGCCCCGCAGCUACGUCUGUCCGUCCGCCCAAGACCACCACCUCCACCACUGUCGCCCCACACUGGGGGAUCUACAGAAGGGAAUGUCACGCACUCUACUUGGUGAGUGGCGGACUCAUCAUAGUCUGCACCGUCCUGCUGGUCUCCAGUCUGAUGUUGACGUGUAAGGUGAGGCACCUCAGCAGACGCCUCCAGGCGCUGAGUGGCGACGCUGACCUGAUCAGCAACUCUGAGUUCUGGAUGGGAUCUGCCAGGAGGAACAAAAGCAGAUCAGGGCCGAAGGCCAAAGAGACCAAGGUGCUGAUGACUGACUUCAUUCAAACACAGGAGGGUGAUGGUGCUGACAAGGAAGAGGGCAGGAAAGUAACCGUGGAUGGACAAACGGGAGAAGAGAACAAGAAGAAGGUGGAAGAAAACGGUGACGAGAGUAAGAAGGAGACACCUGACACAAAAAAGGCCUUGUCCUCAAAGCCUCAAGAGGAAGCUACUGAUCCGAAGUCAAGCAAAGCUGAAGCUGACUCCUCUACUGAGGUGUAGCACUGCUCGUUUGUGUGUGUGUGUGUGUGUGUGUGUGUGUGUGUGUGUGUGAGUGUGUGUGUGUGUGUGUGUGUGUGUGUGUGAGUUUGUCUGAGUGUGUCUGAGUGUGUGUGUGUGUGUGUGUGUGUUUGAGAGUUUGAGAGUUUGAGAGUUUGUGUGAGCGCAUUUCUAUAUCUAUAGUUAUGAGGGGCAAUUUUAGUUCAAUACCAUCAUUAUGAGAACUCGUCCUCAUAAAUUCAAAGGCCUUUUUGAGGGAUGACACUUGGUUUUUGGGUUAGGGUUAGAAUAAGGUUUAGAUUUGGGUUAGGGUUAGGGUUAACAAUCACAACCAUUUAGUUGUGAUUGUUAAGUUUAGGGUAAGGGGCUAGGGAAUGCGUUAUGCAUUAUGUCAAUAAGUGUCCUCUCACAACUAUAGAGACGUGUGCGUGUGUACGUGUGUAUGUGUGUGUGUAUUUAUGUUUGAGAGAAAGAGAGAGAGAGAGAGAGAGAGAGCGAGAGAGCGAGAGAGAGAGCGAGAGAGAGAGAGAGAGCGAGAGAGAGGUUGACUUAAUUAGCAAGCAGAGAAUGUGCCUCUUCCGGGCAGUGCCACUCAACUCCAAGAGAACGCUCUCUUUCACGUCGGCCCGGGCUGACAAAGGACACACAAAAGUCCUUUUCAGCAAACCAAUAUGGAGUGGCUUCCGCCGCCUUGUGCAGAUAUUUGUCCGUCCACUUGCUUGUGACGUCCCCAUGGAUGUGCACCUUUUAUCGAAAAGUCUUUGAGUAUAGUUUUACCCUUGUCACGGCACUGCAGCCUCUGCAUGAGGCUGGGCCUGAAUCUGAACCCUGCAGGCCGGAGGGGAAAGCACAGACAGAGUGAGGAAAUAACCAAUGUGCUGCAAAAGAGGCACAAAAUGAAGACAGAACAAUUCUGUCCUCUCAGCUGCUUGGUUGCAUAAGUCCGGAUCAUCUACAAUGAUAUGUGCAAAUUUGUCAAAUUUUAUAAGGUUAAAACCUGAACCACAUCUGCAUCAAACAUCUGUCCCUAAGCAGUGAAUGGUAUUGUGUGUGCUAGUGGUACAGCAAUGCAGUGUUGGAUGGAGAGUCGGCUGUAUUGCUGAUGACAGGUAGGAAGCUGCAGUGAAGGACAGUCCUCUGCAAUUAAUCUUUUCGAGUUUAUUUUCGUGACAACCUCUAAAAUGAACACAAGGAAAACAACAGCCAAUCGCAGCAGUCUGACUGUGAGGGGAUACUUAACAGAGGGGUGGGGGGGUUCUGAUUUAGGUGAUAUCUGAUAAUUGAUAUUAAUACAUUCAUCAGACCACAAUAUCUGUCACUUUAAAUGCAGAAUCAAUUCUCGGAGGCUGCUGCAUUUAUCAUGAGCUGAGGAGUUUCCCUUGCAGCAGCCUUGUAUGCAGGGGACCCCCUCCGUUAUGCGCUCCACCCCCCCCCCCCCCCAAAAAAAAAAAACCAGCACCCCACCCCUCCCAUCUCUGCACUUCUACAGCACAAGAGUAAGCACACAGAGCCUGCAGUGCUUGAUCGCGCUAACCCAAAAGAUCCACAUAGAGGAGGCAGUAUCAGCUCUCGCUUCUUCAAAGAGGACAAAAAGGACCAAAGCAAGGGGAGGCAGAGAGAAGGCCGCCUAAACACUGGACAAGUGGAGUGAGCAAGAGUCCAAUUCUGUGAGGGGGGAAAAAAGAUUCACCUUCAGCAGAGCAGCAGCUGGUCCUUAGCUUCAGAGCAGGACGGGAGAGAGGAGCACGGAGAGAAAAGUGACUGGAAUGAUAAGAUGAGAAGCAGGUGUGUUCUCCUGAGGGUUUCCCCUACAGCCGCCCUCCUGGGACUCCUGGUUGGGUCGUUGCUUGGGAUGCACGCCCUGGCCGUGUGUCCCUCCAUGUGCUCCUGCAGCCGCAGCCACAGGGAGGUCGACUGCUCCUGGAGGGGUCUGAGACAGUUGCCCGACGGCCUGCAGCACAACAUGCGCUCCCUCAACUUGUCCCACAACCGCUUCCAGCACCUGGACCAGCGGCUCACCAUGUACACCCAUCUCCGCGUCCUCGAUUUGUCUCACAACCGGCUGAGCCGCCUGCCCGCCGGCUUGCCUCGCUCUCUCUGGCAGCUCCACGCUGCCUCCAACCACCUACAGCUGCUGGACAAGAACGACACCGCCUAUCAAUGGAACCUGCGACUGCUGGACCUCUCCAACAACAAGCUGGAGCGGGCCACCUUCAUCAACAACACGCUGAUCAACCUGUGCACCCUGAACCUGAGUCACAACCACUUCUGGACUUUGCCCACCAACAUGCCCAUGCACCUGGAGGCUAUCGACCUCUCGCACAACUUGCUUGUGAAGGUGCUGCCCGGCUCCCUGGACCGGCUGCCCAGACUAACUCACCUCUACCUGCACGCGAACCGCUUUGCCACACUGCCCUUUGGAGUGUUGGACCAGAUGACGUCACUCAGAGUCAUCGCUCUGGGCAGCAACCCUUGGGCCUGUCACCUUUACGACAACAUCACCUACGUGCUGUCCUGGACUCAGCACACCCCCGCCCGCGUCCUGGGCUGCCCCUGCCACACCGAGUCAGUCUGUGGGGGGGCACAGCCUAGCAGGACUGGAGGGUGGCACUUUGCCUCCUACAACCCGCCCCCGUUGGUAGCGGGUGCCCAGGACGUGAGCUCCCUGCCCCCGGGGGCCGGCGUUACCGAGUGGUGGUACUUGUCUGUGUCUGCCCCCCCACACACCCAGAUGGGACAUCGCCCUUUCACAGACACACCAGUCAGCAUCCGGGAUCACAUGCUCCACACUCAUCCUCAUCUCUUUCCUGGCACCGACAAAGACUCACCCUCUGACUCACUCACAUCCCCUUUUUCUGACACGAGCGUCGUUACCGAAACACCCAUCGGGGCUGACAUGACCCUGGCCAUAGAUCGAUUCUUUACCACAGAGAGCCCCUUCGCCAAGACAAAGAAAACCACCACGCUUCGCACGAGGAGCGUGAGGAGGCCGAAUCAGUCCCACCCGAGGGGCGUCAGCAACCGAGGCUCCUCGCUGCCUCUCCUUCACAACCUGGGGCUUCUGCUUCUCAUUCUGCAACACGUGCUCUGAGAGAGAAACGGAGAAGACUGAGCGCCAAGUGAUUAGCCUACAUUACAGUUUACAGACACAAACCACUGAUGUAGAUUACCAUCAUUCUCCAGCAAAGAAAAAUGAAGCAUUUACCAUAGAGAUGACAAACUAUAGGACCAGUGUCAUAAUGCCUGCUAUGCUGAGAAUGCUAUCAUGCUAAUUUUAUAUUUAUACAUUUAAACACAUCCCUUUAGCUUUCUAACAAGGCUCUUUACAGGCCUCUAUUUGAAUGCCUCUGAUUUAAAAAAGAAAUACCAUUGUAAUGAAUACAGCUAAGCACAUGAUGGCACUAUACAUUCAGCUACCAGUUUAUUAUGUAACUGAAUGGGGCCCUGGUGCUCGUCCGCAGCUACAGUCCAUCUAUUUCCAGGCUGACUGAGAUGUUUUCUGGUCUAUAGCACACAAAUUAUUGUAAUUUUUUUCAAAUUUUCUACAACUGUUGGCUGAAAUUGUCAUGUUAUUGUUAUAUAAUUGUUUUGGUGGAAAAGAUAUGACACUCAGAGCCCUUAUGUAAACCUCUGGGUGAUUCAGAUUAUUUUCCUAGCUGUGCUUGAUCCCUCAACCUGCUUGUUUCAUGUUAGAAAUCAUAUCACACACCACUAGAUGUGUGCAGCCUGUUCUGGGGGAUGUUUUUAAUAAAGUAGUCAUGGCAUGUAUGUAACAGGAAGCUGCAUAGAGCCUGUGGAGCAGAGGGCAAACAAAUGGACAAUGCUGUGUCACUAUCUUCAACAAACUCCCAAGAAGCGCGUCUGUAUUUUGAUCACAUCGCCGACUUAAGUGUCCUUCAUGAUUCAGUGGCGCUCGUGAAAAUUAUCUGCAUGGUGAUUGAACGUUCCAGGAAUGCUAACCUACUGCUAUAUUGCUGCAGAGCAGUAAAGCACAAGACAUUUUCAGCUUAUUUGUGUGAAAUGUUAAGAUAUUCAAGUCCUGAUUGCAUUUUAAGUGGAAAUGGCAGUGAUGUGCCGGCGUGCACAUUUUUACUUCCCAGUAAUACAUUCACAUAAUGUUCCUGGAACAGCAGGAGAUGCAUUACAGCCAGCUGCAUUUGACAAACUGAAGAGGAACGUGUUUACUUUUGGAUACGUCUCCAUGAAGAUUUCUGUAAAGUUAAAUAAAAUGUGCUCAGUCACUUACACCUUU